This is a messenger RNA of Ceratosolen solmsi marchali, 783 nucleotides long. Its product is annotated as 60S ribosome subunit biogenesis protein NIP7 homolog. Gene Ontology annotation, cellular component: nucleus. Bases 169 to 711 code for a protein of 180 amino acids. Gene Ontology annotation, biological process: ribosome assembly; sodium ion transport. Gene Ontology annotation, molecular function: RNA binding. NCBI's taxonomy places the organism in Eukaryota, Metazoa, Arthropoda, Insecta, Hymenoptera, Agaonidae. The transcript is spliced from 6 exons. The record is from RefSeq and is a predicted model, not a curated record.
AGCACUGGUGUUUUACCUGCAUUGGGUGACCUAUAAAUCGUGUCCUUUAUCGCAUUCGAGCAACAAUUGGCGUAGAACGGCGGUGUAUAGCAUAGGAGGCGCGUUCAACAACUUUCACAACUCAACAGUUUGUACGAAGUUUCCAAGUGAUUGAAUUCAUGGUACAAGAUGAGACGUUUAUCGGAGGACAAAAAAAAGCUGGUUUAUGAGAAAUUGACAAAAUAUAUUGGAGAUAAUAUGAAGUUCCUUAUCGACAGACCAGAUGGUACUUAUUGUUUUCGAAUAAAAAAAGAGAGAGUGUACUAUGUAUUAGAAAAGAUUUUAGGUCUUGCGAGCUCGGUAUCGUCGAACGAUUUAAUGAGCGUUGGCACAUGCAUUGGAAAAUUUACAAAAUCUGGAAAGUUUCGACUACACAUUACAGCCUUACAUUAUUUAGCACCGUACGCAACGCAUAAAAUAUGGGUCAAACCUUCGGCCGAACAACAAUUUUUAUAUGGUAACAAUAUAAACAAAGCUGGUUUAGGAAAAAUAACUGAAAAUACUUCAAAGUAUCAAGGAGUUGUUGUGUAUUCAAUGAACGAUUUACCUUUGGGAUUUGGAGUUGCAGCGAAAAGUACUUUAGAAUGUGCAUGUGCGGAUCCAAUGUCAAUAAUUUGCUUCCAUCAAGCUGAUAUAGGAGAAUACAUUAGAUGCGAAGAUACAUUACUUUAGGAAUGAAUAAUAGUAUAAAUAAUACACAGGAAUUCAGUAAUAUAAAUGCUAUUGCCAUUUGGUUCCAAGUAA